GAUGGGCUAGUAACGCUCGCCUAGCAUUCUUUUUAUCGUUGAGCGGCGAGAAGGCUGUGUCCAGUCUGUCACUGCAAUUGGAACGCGUACUCAGGCUCGAGCUCUUGUUCUGCCAGAGCUUCUAUGUGGCGUAGCCUGCGGUUUCCAGGACAGCCAUUGCUUUCAGCUGCGGCUGUUCUGCGACCAUAUAUCGCGCUUUGGCCUGCGCUGUUCUUUCAUGGCAAAGCGAGGCUGGCCCGCGCGCACUGCUUCAGCCUCGUCCUCGAGUACUGUCGCACCGCCACGCGAAACCUGGCUGUCCGUCCCACGUGUCUACCGCAUGCCUUCUAUGACUGUUGCCGCUGCAUCGGGUCUCGAGGGCGAUGCGCCAUGCGCCACGCGUAUGGGAACUUCGUGUCGCUACUUUGUUACCUGAAAUUGCUUUAUCGGGAGCCGUUGCCGAGCCACCGCUAGCUGACUAUACUGGAACCUGAGCACCGAGUUGCUUUGUUUUGAAUUUCAAGCCGUCCAAAGCGCCUCAACCUGCCACUCGUGCAUGCUCUAUACACCGAUCCCAAUCAUGUCGCAAACGAUGAACGAGGAUCUGUCUGUAGGCAUCGAUAUCGCGCCGUCGCGGGACUCGGUCAC
Fomitopsis serialis is the source of this 627-nucleotide messenger RNA. RefSeq lists its product as uncharacterized. Bases 124 to 453 code for a protein of 109 amino acids. NCBI's taxonomy places the organism in Eukaryota, Fungi, Basidiomycota, Agaricomycetes, Polyporales, Fomitopsidaceae. The transcript has 2 exons. The record is from RefSeq and is a predicted model, not a curated record.